Molecule: messenger RNA, 868 nt
Organism: Habropoda laboriosa
Lineage: Eukaryota; Metazoa; Arthropoda; Insecta; Hymenoptera; Apidae
Gene: Uck
Product: probable uridine-cytidine kinase
Exons: 6
Coding region: 56-868 (270 amino acids)
Cellular component (GO): cytosol; cytoplasm
Molecular function (GO): kinase activity; ATP binding
Source: RefSeq, a predicted model, not a curated record
GUCUGCCUCCAUUUCCAUCGACAUUCUUACUAAAGGUCUUGGUAAAUUUUCGGCAAUGGCAGAUGUGUCAAUGAAUAUUGUCACACCACGGAAGAUGUCUUUCGGUAUCAAUGGUAAAUUGAACGGUUUAGAAAGUAAAACGCCUUUUCUAAUAGGAGUUUCAGGUGGUACUGCUAGUGGGAAAUCAACUGUAUGCAAACGUAUAAUGGAAAAAUUAGGACAAGUAGAUAUGGAUCACAUGCAGCGGCAAGUCGUUUGUAUUUCACAGGACAGUUUUUAUCGAGAUUUAUCACCGGCCGAAAAACUUAAAGCCGAAAAAGGUCAAUACAAUUUUGAUCAUCCGGAUGCUUUUGAUAAUGAUUUGUUACUUCAAACAUUGCAAGACAUACUAGCUGGUGUAAAAUGUGAAAUACCAGCCUAUGAUUAUAGAACCAACAGUUUAAUAAAAGAUCAAAUUACAACAAUCUAUCCUGCAGAUGUAGUUUUGUUUGAGGGAAUUUUGGUGUUUUAUUUUCCAAAAAUACGAGAUUUAUUUCAUAUGAAGCUAUUUGUAGAUACUGAUUCUGACACUAGAUUAGCUAGAAGAGUACCAAGAGACAUAAAUGAAAGAGGCAGGGACUUAGAUUAUGUAUUAAAUCAAUACAUGAAUUUUGUGAAACCUGCCUUUGAGGAAUUCUGUCUUCCUACUAAAAAAUUUGCUGAUGUUAUCAUACCAAGAGGUGCAGACAAUACAGUGGCAAUAGACCUUAUAGUGCAUCACAUCUGGGACAUUUUGCGUUUGAAAAAGGCUGAAAUCUCAUCCGGGCAGCAUCCAUACAUCUACCAACAUAGGCCUACUUUGACUUCAUCCGACACGCUCAGCAGAUGA